Molecule: messenger RNA, 750 nt
Organism: Triticum dicoccoides
Lineage: Eukaryota; Viridiplantae; Streptophyta; Magnoliopsida; Poales; Poaceae
Exons: 2
Coding region: 168-518 (116 amino acids)
Molecular function (GO): zinc ion binding; nucleic acid binding
Source: RefSeq, a predicted model, not a curated record
GGCAGCACAUAUUGAGGGUGGUAAAUGCUUUCACCAAGCUUAAGGCUUUGGAGUGUUCUUUAAGUGAAGCCCUUCUUGUCAUAAUUAUUCUUGAGUCUCUUCCUGAAGAGUUUGAACAAUUUAAGGUCAACUAUAACUCUCUAAAGGAAAAAUGGCCACUCUCUGAGAUGACCGCAAGGAUCGUCCAGGAGGAAGAAAGGAUCAUGAGGCAGAAGAAAGACCAUGUCUUUCAUGUUGGCUCUAACAAGAGAAAGCAUGACGGACAAGGUUUCCCUAAGCCUCAGAAAAGGCAAGUCAAGAAAGAAGGCACUAAGCCAUUCAACCCUAAGGCAUUCAAGGGUAAAGAAGCCGGUGGUUCUUCUUCUGCUCCUAGCAGCUCCACUGCUGGAGAAAAUGCUUGUAACUUCUGCAAAGAAGAGGGACACUAUCAAAGGGACUGCCCAAGCUUUCUAAAAUGGAUGAACAAAAGAGGGAUUCGAUACGAUCCAAACCAUAAGAGGAGGAACAAGAAAGCUUAAGGUUGCGAACGGAGUUGAGGCCGAUGUUGAAGCUAUGGGAUCUCUCACGUUGGAGCUACACACUGGCCACACUCUUAGAUUGAAUAAUGUUAUUUAUGUGCCUACCUUAAGUAGGAAUUUGAUUUCAGUUUCUCGUUUAGAUGAUGAUAUGUAUGAGUGCCAUUUUGGCAAGAAACAAUUUGCUUUGAUCAAAUGUAAUAAGAAUGUAGGCAUCGGUGUUAGACGAGGCCAA